UAAACUGUGUUCAACAAAGCAACAAGUGCAUUAUGUAGUAAACAUGUAAUUAAUUAUAUAAUGGUGAAAUAGAAACGUCAGACUCUCAGUAUCAAAUGUUGUCAUCGAUAACGUUAUCUAUAUUUAAACGGCGUAUAAAUAAUCUUGAAUAUUUCGAAUUACCAAUAUUCGCACCAACAUUAUAACUACUAGAUACACAUAAUAUCAGUUUGUAUUGAGAGAGCAAACAUGGCGCACACAGACGUUUCCUUGACGAACUUGUUGAACAAAAUCGCUGAAGAACAAAAUUACAAGAACCCUGAUAUCACCAUCAAUGAAAUAUCAAGCGGCGGAGCAAACUACACCUCUAAACUAUUCACAGUAGUACUACGAGCACAGAAUAAAGAAGAUCUUCAUUUAUUUGCUAAAGUCGCAGUGAUGAGUGAAAAAAUGCGCACUGAAGCAUCUGCAAGCAACACACCUAUAAACAUUUUUGACACUGAAAAAUUUGCCUACACGAAACUAUGGAAGAUCUAUUCAGCCUUAGAAGACAAGAACGGAGUACCUGAAGAGCACAGACUGCUGUACACCAAGUGCUACGGGUUUGAUGACACGGUGUAUCAAGAGAAACUGGUGCUGGAGAACUUGCUGACGCAGGGCUACGGACCCUUCGACAGGUUCAAGUCAGUAGACUGGGCGUACGCCUCUGCCGCAAUUUCAGAAUGUGCCAAAUUACAUGCACUUUCAUUCGCGUUUAGGGAACAAAAUCCAGAAGAGUUUAAAAACUUUUUGGAAAUGACAAAAAUGGAUUGGGCCGAUAUGAAAAUGGGCCCUACAUUGGAUAAUUGUGUUAAAUCGGCAUUGAAAUUAAUAAUACCACAGAACAAGCAAGCAUUCGAAAACAUGUUGAAAAAUCCACUUGACAUGAUGGUGAAGUUAUACACUCCUGUUCGUACUAAUGCCAUUAUCCAUGGAGACUUCAGGGGCAACAACCUGUUGCACAGAGUGCGCGACGAUGGGAAAGUAGAUAUAAAGGUGUUGGACCUCCAGACCCUGCAGGCUGGCAGCCCGGCCACCGACGUCGUCUACUUCAUCAUCGCAGGUACCGACGAGCAGUUCCGUGCCCAGUACUAUGACAAGCUGAUCGAGCACUACUACUCAGAGCUCAGCGCUUCCCUAAGGAGGCUGCACCUCAACCCUGACGAAGUCUACUCCAGGGAGGACUUCGAUUAUGAACUAAAAGAGAAACUAGCGUGUGGACUGGUUCUUGCUACGUUUCACUUAGCCGUCGUGUUGGUGGAUGAGGAGAAGGCGCCCCAAGUUGACGAGAACCUGCGGGUAGACUCCUUUAACGUUGAAAAUAACAGCGAUUUGUAUAGCGAGAGGCUCAAUGGAAUCGUCAAUGAUUAUGUCAAGUGGGGAAUCCUGAAGUAAACAGUGAGGACUUGGGCGAUUUGAUGGAAGUGUAUUAUGUGAAUUAUAUUGAUAAGAUAAUUAAGUA
This is a messenger RNA of Helicoverpa armigera (cotton bollworm), 1480 nucleotides long. RefSeq lists its product as uncharacterized. The transcript is spliced from 3 exons. Lineage: Eukaryota; Metazoa; Arthropoda; Insecta; Lepidoptera; Noctuidae. The coding region runs from base 229 to 1413 and encodes 394 amino acids. The record is from RefSeq and is a predicted model, not a curated record.